CGCCCCCCACCCCAAGUGGAUAAGUCUCGUAGCCCCCAACAACUAACCCCCUCCCUCCCCCCCGUCAUUCAUUGCCCCCUCUCUAUAUAUAUUCCCCUGCCUCCCCCCAUCACUUCUUCAAUUCACAACAAUUACCAAUAAACCCCCCUUUCCCUAUUGUAAUUACCGCUAUGGAGACGCCCUCCGUGAACACAAAACCCUCCUCCUUGCAAGUGGACGCAUUGUCCGGCGCGGCGGAGCAGACGCCGAUAUGGAAGAUCGUGCUGGUGGCGGCGAUUGCCGCCGGAGUCCAGUUCGGGUGGGCCUUGCAGCUCUCCCUGCUCACCCCCUACGUCCAGUUGCUCGGCGUCCCGCACAAAUUCGCCUCCUUCAUGUGGCUCUGCGGCCCCAUCUCCGGCAUGAUCGUCCAGCCCCUCGUCGGGUACUACAGCGACAAUUGCACCUGGCGGUUCGGCCGCCGCCGCCCGUUCAUCGCCUCCGGCGCCCUGCUCGUCAUUCUCGCCGUCUCCCUCAUCGGCUUCGCCGCUGACAUUGGCCACGCCGCCGGCGACUCCCUCGGGAAAACCACUAAGCCCCGANCUGCUCACCCCCUACGUCCAGUUGCUCGGCGUCCCGCACAAAUUCGCCUCCUUCAUGUGGCUCUGCGGCCCCAUCUCCGGCAUGAUCGUCCAGCCCCUCGUCGGGUACUACAGCGACAAUUGCACCUGGCGGUUCGGCCGCCGCCGCCCGUUCAUCGCCUCCGGCGCCCUGCUCGUCAUUCUCGCCGUCUCCCUCAUCGGCUUCGCCGCUGACAUUGGCCACGCCGCCGGCGACUCCCUCGGGAAAACCACUAAGCCCCGAUCCGUUGUCGUCUUCGCCGUCGGCUUCUGGAUCCUCGACGUUGCCAAUAACAUGUUGCAGGGUCCAUGCAGAGCACUGCUGGCGGAUCUCUCGAGCGGUAAUGCGGACAAGAUGCGAGCCUCAAACUCCCUCUUCUCCUUCUUCAUGGCCGUCGGAAACGUCCUGGGCUACGCCGCCGGCUCCUUCUCCGGCCUCCACAAAGUCUUCCCCUUCUCCAUGACCGACGCCUGCGACGUCUACUGCGCCAACCUCAAGAGCUGUUUCUUCAUCUCCGUGGCCCUCUUGCUCGUCGUCACCACCCUGGCGCUGACCUUCGUCAAGGAGAGGGAGAUCAAAGUCCCCGCCGGCGAGAAGGAGAAGGCCGCCGCGGCGGGCGGCGUCCCCUUCUUCGGCGAGAUCUUCGGCGCCCUGAGGGACCUCCCGAGGCCGAUGUGGAUUCUGUUGCUCGUCACGGCGCUCAACUGGAUUGCGUGGUUCCCCUUCCUCUUGUACGACACCGACUGGAUGGCCAAGGAGGUGUACGGCGGAGUGGUGGGCGACCGCCUGUACGCCAGGGGAGUCCACGCCGGCGCGUUGGGUCUCCUCCUCAACUCGGUGGUUCUCGGGUUCAUGUCCAUCGGAGUGGAGCUGGUGGCCCGGCGGUUCGGCGGCGUCAAGAAGCUCUGGGGCUGCGUCAACUUUAUACUGGCGAUCUGCUUGGCCAUGACGGUCUUGGUCACCAAAAUGGCGCAGCAUACACGGCAACACGAUGCCGCCGGCCACGUACUGCCGCCGACCGCCGGCGUCAAAGCCGGUGCCCUGCUUCUCUUUUCCGCCCUCGGGAUUCCUCUUGCUGUCACUUUUAGCAUCCCAUUCGCUCUAGCGUCCAUCUUUUCGAGCAAUGCUGGCGCCGGCCAAGGUCUCUCGUUAGGCGUCCUCAAUCUGUCAAUUGUCAUACCGCAGAUGCUGGUGUCGUUCUUGAGCGGGCCGUGGGACUCGCUGUUCGGAGGAGGGAACCUGCCGGCAUUUGUGGUGGGAGCGAUUUCGGCCGCCGCAAGCGGGAUUUUCGCGAUGACCCUUCUUCCAUCUCCGCCGCGCGAUGUCGCGCUCUCCGCCGCCGGUGGUUUCCAUUGAGACCAUAUCCAGUCCUGAUCGAGGAGGAGCAGAUUUAAUUAAUUAAUUAAAUUUCCUCACACAUAUACAUGCACCUCUUGUAUCUAUCUUUAUCUGUUUUUUUUCUCUAAAGUUGUCAGCUGUUGUAACAGGGGAAAUAAUUAACUCCCUCGCUACUCGUUUGAGAGUCGUCGUCGUCCGCAUCGUUAAUUUUGUGCCGCCUGUAAUUUCUUCUGUACAGGUUGAAAGAACAUCGUCCCGUUAAAAGAAACGGGUUUUUCUUUUUUUUUUAAAAAAGCUAUGGGGCACUUUGGAAAUCUUCCGACGCUGUCUUCUUAGAAUAAAAGUCAGAAUCCUCUCUAUUUUGUGGAAAUUGACUUCUGUUCUGUUGCCUGUAUGAUAUUUUUCAUAUUGAAUGGAAGUUUUAUUUUUAGAGUUUUGUCAUUUUC
Molecule: messenger RNA, 2381 nt
Organism: Cuscuta campestris
Lineage: Eukaryota; Viridiplantae; Streptophyta; Magnoliopsida; Solanales; Convolvulaceae
Source: the annotation of a GenBank genome assembly